AGUAGGCCUUUACAUACACUGACCUAGCAAGCGCUGCAAAAUCUCCGAAGUAAUCGCUGCGAAGCCCAUAAUCUCGUCACGUCAACCAAAUCCAAUCCACCAAAGAUGGGCCUGAGCCCCUCGAAGCGCGUGGACGCGGCGCUCCGGCGGGCGCCGGCGUUCGCCGCCGCCUGCGAGGCCGCCUUCGACCGCUGCCUCGCCGAUGCCCAGCACGCCUUCUCCGGCGUCCGCCCCUACCAGCUCGCGGACGCGUCCGCGCACCUCCACUCGGCCCUCCGGGGCUCCCUCCCUAUCGUCCGCCGCUGGGUGCCCUCGCCGCCGGCGCGCGUGCGCGUAGACUCUGCGCUGCGCGCCUCUGGCUUGGAAGGCGCCGGCGAGCUCUCGCGGGAUCAGUUCGGGGAGUUCGCGGCCGAGCUGUUCAGGGAGGCCGUGCUCGCCGGCGCGGCCGAGGCGGCGCUCGUCCGUGCCCCGGCCGGCGCGGCCGGGAUCCUCGGGGUGGCCAUCGUGUCCCGCGCAGGCGCCGGGGCAGCUGGGAAGUUGGUCGCUCUUUACACCGCCGGCGUCGCCGCCGCUGUUUACCUCAGCUUGGGCUAGACCUCUGUUAAGUUGUAAAUCUGCACAAUAAACUGCUUGUACUACUCCGAUGUAAUCUGAAGAGAUGUUUCUUGCGUAGUAUUGCCAGUAUAAAUACAAAGAGUGAUUAGCAACAACAGGAGAGCCUAGGCUUGAAGGGAGGCGAUCAAGGUUUCAAGUAGGGUUUGGUUUUCAGGUUUAGCCCUGAACUUCAGAAUCUCCAGGUCUGAAGUGAGUGCCACCCUAUCAAAGUGACGUCUGUUUCUCUGCU
Triticum aestivum (bread wheat) is the source of this 844-nucleotide messenger RNA. RefSeq lists its product as uncharacterized. The coding region runs from base 106 to 594 and encodes 162 amino acids. The transcript has a single exon. NCBI's taxonomy places the organism in Eukaryota, Viridiplantae, Streptophyta, Magnoliopsida, Poales, Poaceae. The record is from RefSeq and is a predicted model, not a curated record.